Lentinula edodes (shiitake mushroom) is the source of this 904-nucleotide messenger RNA. Its product is annotated as Acireductone dioxygenase ARD family. The coding region runs from base 83 to 631 and encodes 182 amino acids. The transcript has 6 exons. NCBI's taxonomy places the organism in Eukaryota, Fungi, Basidiomycota, Agaricomycetes, Agaricales, Omphalotaceae. Gene Ontology annotation, molecular function: acireductone dioxygenase [iron(II)-requiring] activity. The record is from RefSeq and is a predicted model, not a curated record.
ACCCAGAACUACCACCACUAUCUACUGGCUUAUAAUAGGCUCGAUCGCAUCCAGUUCAUUGAGCGCAAGCACGGAACACGCAAUGCAUGCCUAUUACUUCGACAAUCAACCCGGGGACCAACGACUUCCACACCACGACCUCGAACCAUCUAGUUCCGUGGACGUCGAGACGUUGAAACGUAUCAAAGUAGAAUCUUGGAAUAUACCCGUUGAGAAAGGGUAUGAAGAAAAGCUAGAUUCCAUUGCGAAGGAAAGGGCGUAUAAGAAUAGGGAUGUGAUUACUUUGUCGAAGGAGAUUUUGGGAGAGGACUUUGAAGAGAAAAUCCAAGUUUUCUACAAGGAGCAUAUCCACGAAGACGAGGAGAUUCGAUACAUCCUCUCCGGAGGUGGAUUUUUCGACGUUCGUCAGGCCCCUACGAAUGCAUGGAUCCGUCUCGCUGUAUCCCCGGGCGACUUACUCAUCAUCCCCGCUGGGAUAUACCACCGCUUUACCGUCAAUGAGGGAAACAUGGCCCAGGUUAUUCGCUUGUUCAAGGACGAGCCGAGAUGGACGGCUAUCUAUCGCGGAGAAGAGAGUGAUGCGAACCCCCAUCGGAUUGAAUAUCUCAAAUCGAUUGCAGUAGAUGCUUGAAGAGUCAUUUGUGUUGGCGUAGGGGCAUUUGUGUUGGCGUAUGGGGCAUAUGCAGGAAGAAAAGUUUCAUUGUCACUGAAUUGCUCCGAGGAACCUUGUUUACUAGCAUCUUCAGAAUUCCCAGGCGCAAGGCUUUCUUAUGUUCAAUCACAAUGCGAAGUCCGUCUUCCCUCAAUCCCUCAAUCCCUCAAUUGACGCAUGAUGAUGAUUUUGGGAACCUCGUGCAGAACUUUUGUGAGGACUAGUUUUUUGCAUUUGAGAUAAAUUGAGCGC